Messenger RNA from Parnassius apollo (apollo), 282 nucleotides. Lineage: Eukaryota; Metazoa; Arthropoda; Insecta; Lepidoptera; Papilionidae. The record is from the annotation of a GenBank genome assembly.
AUGAAACCACAGAAGUAUUGUGGACCGACACUAGCAAAGACCUUGGCGCUGUUAUGCUACGACGAAAGCGCUGGCGUCGGGAAGCGAGCUGAAUAUAAUUCCGUAUAUAACGCAAUUAUGCCUCCGUUUUAUAAAGAGCAAGAAGUCCCUUACUGGCCAUGGCUAUCACCUGAGAAGGCUAGGAGCAUGGGAUUGCCGUCACGCGGGAAACGCUACGUGGGCGUUGUUGACGAAUGUUGCUUCAAAGCUUGUAGUGUAGAUGAAUUACUCUCAUAUUGUUAG